Sphaeramia orbicularis (orbiculate cardinalfish) is the source of this 2126-nucleotide messenger RNA. It is a transcript of the gene timm44, whose product is annotated as translocase of inner mitochondrial membrane 44 homolog (yeast). The transcript is spliced from 13 exons. The coding region runs from base 38 to 1417 and encodes 459 amino acids. The record is from RefSeq and is a predicted model, not a curated record. Gene Ontology annotation, cellular component: mitochondrial inner membrane. Gene Ontology annotation, molecular function: protein-folding chaperone binding. Gene Ontology annotation, biological process: protein import into mitochondrial matrix. Lineage: Eukaryota; Metazoa; Chordata; Actinopteri; Kurtiformes; Apogonidae.
UCACCACCGGAAGAAGGUCAUUGGCACUACAUUCAAGAUGGCGGCCCCCAUGUGUCAGUGUUAUAAGCUAUGUGUAAGAAGAGGCUUAGUAGCAUUCCCCUCCUACCUGCUACUUCACAACAGACACAACGUCUUCAGGAUAUGUGGAUCUCUCACAAGCCCUUUCCAGGUGCCUCAGUCACCCUUUUUGCAAAGAAGGUAUUUGUCGGGUGAGAGAGGAGGUGGCAGAAAAGGUUUCCUGGGGGAGUUUUUGGACAACAUAAAGCAGGAACUAAAUAAAAACAAGGAAAUGAAAGAAAACAUCAAGAAGUUUCGGGAAGAGGCCAAAAAACUUGAGGAGUCGGACGCACUGAAACAAGCUCGAAGAAAAUAUAAAACCAUAGAGUCUGAAACAGUGAAGACAUCUGAAGUACUUAAAAAGAAGUUGGGGAACCUCUCAGAGACAGUUAAAGAGGGGCUCGAGGAGGUCACUCGAACAGAAAUUGGAAAGAAAAUCAAAGAGGGAGUGGAAGAGGCUGCUAAAACAGCGAAGAGCUCAGCAGAGACAGUCUCCAAAAGUGGGGAGAUGUUGGGGAAGACAAGUGCAUUCAAAGCAAUAUCACAGGGCAUGGAGAGUGUUAAGAAAGAGAUCGGUGACCUCGGCCACACAGGUCCAUAUCGACCUCCUGCCAGGCUCAGGAAGAGGACCGAGUUUUCUUCUAAGGCUUCAGGGGAUGGUAGCAAGGUGUUCGAAGCCAACGAGGAAGCUAUGGGUGUAGUGCUCCAUAAGGACUCAAAGUGGUACCAGCAGUGGAAAGACUUUAAAGACAACAACAUGGUUUUCAACAGGUUCUUCGAAAUGAAGAUGAAGUAUGAUGAGAGUGAUAAUGCCUUCAUCAGAGCAUCUCGCGCUGUCACAGAUAAAAUGACUGACCUCAUAGGUGGGCUGUUUUCUAAGACUGAGAUGUCUGAGGUACUAACAGAGAUUUUGAAGGUGGACCCAUCCUUUGACAAAGAUUCUUUCUUGAAGCAAUGUGAAAGGGAUAUUAUUCCCAAUAUACUGGAGGCCAUGAUUAGAGGAGAGCUAGAGGUUCUGAAGGACUGGUGUUAUGAAGCGACGUACAGCCAGCUGGCCCACCCUAUCCAACAAGCCAAGGCCAUGGGACUUCAGUUCCACUCCAAGAUCCUGGACAUUGACAAUAUUGAUCUGGCCAUGGGGAAGAUGAUGGACCAGGGGCCUGUACUGAUAAUCACCUUCCAGGCUCAGUUAGUCAUGGUUAUCCGAAACACCAAAGGAGACGUGAUAGAAGGAGAUCCUGACAAAGUGCUCAGGAUGAUGUAUGUGUGGGCUCUAUGUCGAGACCAGGAGGAGCUCAACCCUCACGCUGCCUGGAGACUACUAGACAUAUCUGCGUCUAGCACAGAACAGAUCCUGUAAAACUGUUAAGAAGCACACAAAACAGAAGUUGCCCAGGGAGAGAACAAACUGUACCUGAACAGUUGAGCUGAAUGAGAGUGAAUCUAGACCCGGUGGUGUGUGGAGCAGAGGGACUUCAUCAACACUGUGGAGUAGUGCUGCUUCACAGCCUCUUUUCUAUUCUACAACAUUGGUUUUGGUUUAAGUCACCUCAGUUCUCUGUUUUUUGGUUGUUUUUUUUACAUGCCUCACAGUACGUCCUGGAGUUUUCUUGAUGCUAGGGGGCAGUAGAGCACUAAAAACUACCAUCCACUGUACUUUGUGCAGUGCCUGUAGGGGUGUGCAUUCAUUAAUUUUGUCUGUUGCAGUGUAGCUACUGUUGACAUUUAAGGGACAAAAUGAAGUUCUCUAAUAUUGGAUCUAAAUCCUCAAUAUUAUGGAGAUGACUUUAAAAUCAUGCACCUACAUUUGUACCUGAGCUUUUACAACUCCAGGCUGACAUCUGUGUCUUUAAAAUCAGAUCUGUUUUCUGCAGCCCUCCUCAGUCACACCCUCAUUCCUUUCCUUUGUGUUUCUGGGUUUCAUUUUGGGAGUAACUGGUGGUACUGUGACCCAUCAGUGUUCCUCUAGACUCUGGUUUGUAUGAUAAUUGUACGAUGUAAUUGUUUCGCUGUAAGAAAGUCUAUAUUUAUUGCGCAAAAUAAAGAUGACCCUUGUUUUUCACUCUAAC